CAGCAGACGAGCAGCACAGGAUUGGAUCAACUUACAGCACAUUGAUAACACGGCAGGCUGCAAAUUGGAUUUUAGAUUCCGUCGUAUAUGCUUUCCCAAGAUAAUCUUUUAGUUUUCUGACUAAGUAAUACAAUUUGUUUACAAUUAUUCUGCAUUAAUUUCUGCUGGAAUCUCAAUAGAAAUCUCUGUUGGAGGCCACGCCUUUUCAUCGCAGAAAAUAAGUUAAUCGAAAUUUAUCUGAAACUCGCCUGAGCAGCUUCAUUUACUGUGUGUCGAAAUGGCUGAGUCGUUCUUUGGAGAUCAGGAUUCAUUUAACUGUUCAGUAUGUCUGGAACUAUUGAAGGAUCCAGUGACUACAGCAUGUGGCCACAGCUACUGUUCGGGCUGUAUCGAGGGCUGCUGGGAUCAGGACGAACUAAAGGGUGUCUACAGCUGCCCCGAGUGCCGACAGACGUUUGUCCAAAGGCCCGUCCUGAACAGAAACACGUUGCUGGCUAAAGUGGUGGAUAAAUUGAGAUCAAAUUCUCAAGCUGCUCCUCAUGCUGACCGUCAUGCAGGACCCGGGGUUGUGGAGUGUGAUUCCUGCAUUGGGACCAAACAGAAAGCUGUCAAGUCCUGUCUGGUUUGUCUGACUUCUUACUGUGAGACUCACCUCCAACCUCACUACAAAUCUCCUGCCUUUAAGAAGCACAAGUUGGUCCCAGCCUCCACGCCACUACAGGAAAAGAUCUGCUCUCACCAUGACAAACUACUGGAGGUUUACUGUCGCACCCACCAGCGCUGUAUCUGUUAUCUUUGUACACUGGAUGAGCACAAAGGCCACGACACUGUCUCGGCAGCAGCGGAAAGAGCCAACAAACAGGUGCAGGUGGAGAAGAACCGUCAGACAUCCCAACAGGCAAUCCAGGUGAUGCAGGGAGCAAUUCAGGAGCUGAGAAAUGCUGUGGACAAUCUGAAGAUCUCUGCAAAGAAAGCCGAGGAAGACAGCGAGCUGUUCAUUGCAGAGCAGAUCAUCCACAUAAAUAAAAUGGGCUCUAUGGUGAAAAAUCGGAUCAGAGCCCAGGAGAAGGCUGAAGUGAGUCGGGCUGAAGGGUACCUGGAGCAACUCGAGCGUGAGGUGGCGGAGCUGGAGAUCUGGGAUGUUAAUAUGGAGCACUUAUCACUCACGGAGGAUCACAUCGAAUUCCUCCAGAGGGUCAAAGACCACAGUACACCUCCCGUGUUUGAAGAGGCGCCUUAUUUUGUCAUCCACAGUUGGGAUUUUAAGAAUGUGACAAAAUGUUUCUCUGGGCUAAAAGAACAGUUGACCCAGUGCUACGAGAAUGGACUGGUGGAGAUAUCUAAAGCAGUGAAAGCUGUCCGUAUACUGGCUGGUGCAGAUUCUUGGAAAAGGGAUUCCUUAAGAACUCAUGGUCCAGUAGUUAAGAGGAUAAAGCCUAAAUAUAUAGUGUAAUGCCACUACCUCAGUUAAAACAACCUGAUACCCAUUUUACAUGUGUCCAUAUUUAAAUGUUUUCUACCCAAACCACAGUUGGAGGAAGCAGAAGCACUCUAUUAGAAAAAAAAGUGACUGUUUUGUUUAUUUGAGGGUAUUUAUGUACCUAUUGAAUUCUGAAUUUAGAGAAAUCACACAGUCCCCCUGUUUAUGGACACUAUGACCAACCCAAUUCUUAUGGGGGCUGCUAGAUUUCCGGUAUCCAAUAUAUUUUUCAUUAAUAUAUUUGUGCUGUGGUGAAAAAACAACAACAUGCAUAAUUCCAAAAAAAAUCUUAGAACAAAGAUAAUGAGACGGUGUCCAGAGUUAAAGGUAAUCUGAGUUGGUUUGGACUGAAUCCUAUUGUAUAAUGUUUGUGGACACAUCCAGAGAUGUGCAUUCACAUUGAUGAUCAACAAACCAUUUAAAAUGACUGAUUCAUUGUGUAACUGUAGUUGAGGCUGAGUCGUUGUGUAACUGUAGUUAAGGCUGAGUCAUUAUGUAUCUGUAGUUGAGGCUGAGUCGUUGUGUAACUGUAGUUAAGGCCGAGUCAUUAUGUAUCUGUAGUUGAGGCUGAGUCGUUGUGUAACUGUAGUUGAGGCUGAGUCGUUGUGUAACUGUAGUUGAGGCUGAGUUGUUGUGUAACUGUAGUUGAGGCUGAGUCAUUAUGCAACUGUAGUUGAGGCUGAGUUGUUGUGUAACUGUAGUUGAGGCUGAGUCGUUGUGUAACUAGUUGAGGCUGAAUCGUUGUGUAACUAGUUGAGGCUGAAUCAUUGUGUAACUAAUUGUGGCUGAAUCAUUGUGUAACUAGUUGUGGCUGAAUCGUUGUGUAACUGUAGUUGUGGCUGAAUCGUUGUGUAACUGUAGUUGAGGCUGAGUUGUUGUGUAACUGUAGUUGAGGCUGAGUUGUUGUGUAACUGUAGUUGAGGCUGAGUCAUUAUGCAACUGUAGUUGAGGCUGAGUUGUUGUGUAACUGUAGUUGAGGCUGAGUCGUUGUGUAACUAGUUGAGGCUGAAUCGUUGUGUAACUAAUUGUGGCUGAAUCAUUGUGUAACUAGUUGUGGCUGAAUCGUUGUGUAACUGUAGUUGUGGCUGAAUCGUUGUGUAACUGUAGUUGAGGCUGAGUCGUUAUGUAACUGUAGUUGAGGCUGAGUCGUUAUGUAACUGUAGUUGAGGCUGAGUCGUUAUGUAACUAGUUAAGGCUGAGUCAUUAUGUAUCUGUAGUUGAGGCUGAGUCGUUGUGUAUCUGUAGUUUUGGCUGAGUCGUUAUGUAACUAGUUGAGGCUGAGUCGUUGUUUAACUGUAGAUGAGGCUGAGUCGUUGUUUAACUGUAGAUGAGACUGAGUCGUUGGGUAACUGUAGUUGAGGCUGGGUCGUUGGGUAACUGUAGUUGAGGCUGGGUCGUUGUGUAUCUGUAGUUGAGGCUGAGUCGUUAUGUAACUGUAGUUGAGGCUGAGUCAUUAUGUAACUGUAGUUGAGGCUGAGUCAUUAUGUAACUGUAGUUGAGGCUGAGUCGUUAUGUAACUGUAGUUGAGGCUGAGUCAUUAUGUAACUGUAGUUGAGGCUGAGUCAUUAUGUAACUGUAGUUGAGGGUGAGUCAUUAUGUAACUGUAGUUUUGGCUGAGUCGUUGUGUCACUAGUUUUGGCUGAGUCGUUGUGUCACUAGUUUUGGCUGAGUUUCUUCAGGUCUUCUAAGAAUUAAUACUUAAUUGGCAUUCUGUGUUUUUGUCUCUGAAAUCAAUUCACAUUGUGAAAGAUGGUAUACAAACGACAUGCAUUCAUGGAAUUUGUAUUAUUUUUGUCAGUCAAGUGUGAGUAAUGUUUAGAGAUGGAGCCCUGCUGGGGUAUUCAAAUAGAGGAGCUUUCUGUGUGUUAUUUUACAUCUAUUCUUACAAUAAAUGUUGUCUGUUUUGAAUUUUUUUAAAUCUAUGUAAUGGUUUUGUAUAAGAGAACAGUGUGAAGCGAGGACACCAGACCCAACCACACCUCACCAAAUACUUUUUGUUUUUUAGGCUUUGGACAACCCCCUGUUGUUCUCCACAAACAUCAAGUCCAGACAGCUGCAACUCACUUUUUCCCUGCUGGUGCCAUCAAAGACCUGCAGCUUAUCAAGAACCGUUCAGCUGGACUGGUGUUCAACCCUCCUUAGUUCUCACAAGUCACCCGACUUGGCUUCCAAUCAAAGCUCACAUUCGCUACAAUAGGGUUUGCUAGGACGUCAGAGUUCCUGCCCGUUUUCCGAAAAUGUCAAAAACAACACCACAUCAACCUAUCAUCAAAUAUUUAAUUUGAAUCAGGGAUCCCCUUGGGGACCCCAUGACCAGGAUUGGGAAACACUGGUGUACUGUGUAUUUACUACCACUAAGGUGUGUUGUUGUCCCAACUUGAUAUCCUAAAAUAAAUUCACAA
Messenger RNA from Esox lucius (northern pike), 3882 nucleotides. RefSeq names its product E3 ubiquitin/ISG15 ligase TRIM25-like. Gene Ontology annotation, molecular function: zinc ion binding. The record is from RefSeq and is a predicted model, not a curated record. Lineage: Eukaryota; Metazoa; Chordata; Actinopteri; Esociformes; Esocidae. Bases 278 to 1453 code for a protein of 391 amino acids. The transcript has a single exon.